AUGACGGAGCUGUCACGAGAGAUAGGAGAAAUCUGGUCAAGACUUUUCGACCACCGUCCAUUCCUAAAUGGAGAAAUAAAGUUUAUGUUGAAAGAGUUCGAGGAGAAGCGUGGUGAUAGAGAAGUUGAAAAUUUGUUUGCAAUUCUUGAAAAAUUAACAGACAUAAAAGACAGUCAAGUAGAGAAAAUAAAAAAGAGUGGUGAAGCAGGUCUACCAAUACUGGCAGAGAAGCUGGAACAAGCAUUGCAGCUCUGUGAAGAAGUUGAAAAGGGAUACCUUGACCACCAUCAGGUUAAUGAGGAGAAGCGCCAAGAAAACCAUGAGAAAAGACAGAAGGAAUGGGACCAGUUUAUUGAUGAUAUGAAUUUUAAAUGUCAAAGGAUUGACAACACAUUUGAAGAAAAAGAAGAAGAGCUUAGAGAUUUGUAUGCUGACCUUAAUCAUAAACUGAGUAUUGCUAAUAAUAAAGAUAUUGAAAAUCUACACAAAAUAAGAUCAGUGGUUAAUAAAGUAGAAGAAAGUGAAUUAGAGGAAAUUGAAAAUUUAACAGAAGAGGAUGAUAAGGUUAAAAAUAUAAAAAGUGAAGGGUCUGAAACAGAUUCCACUGAAGUAAAAGCUAAUUCAAAAAAUAGUUUAAAUAGUAAACCAAAGCCAAAAAAAGAUGAUUGUAAUAAAAAAAUGAAGAAAUCUAAAAGAGAUGAUAAAAAAAAUGAAAAUAAUAAUGAAGAAAAUAAAUUUCAUUUAAUAACUUCUGACAUUGACUGGUUAUAUGCACAUCUUCAAAAGCUAAAAAGUAGAGGUGAAAAGAAUGUUCCAUACUUACAUACAUUGUUAGAAGGAUCCCAGAUAGAAACUCCAGGAAAUGAAAUCUUAAAAAGAAAUCCUGUCCUUGAAGCGCGGUGUGUAAAACUUAGAGCUCAACAAGAAGCAAGAGAAUAUAGAAAAAUGACGAAAUCUGUGGAUAAUGUUAGGAUGAGGUUUCCAGAGGACAGUAUUUCCUACCAGUUGAAACAAGUUAACCGUCAGUUAAUUGCAAUUGGUCAGUUCAUAAUUUCAAUAUUUGCUGGAUUCCUUUUCGGAUUCAAAGGAGUGGAGUUGAUGAUUGGGUGGCUAGAUUUCGGAUUCAGACUACUACUAGGAGUUAUGUGUGCCUUGAUUAUCGCCCUAGCCGAAAUAUACUUUCUAGCAAAGAAGCUAAAUGAAGAAUUGAAUAUUCCAGAAACUGUUCAACUAGGCGGACCUACAAAAUUUGCAGAUGAGGAAAAGUAUGCACCAAAUAUGUCAAAAAAGGCAAUUGAAAAAGAACAUCAAGAAUAG
Molecule: messenger RNA, 1317 nt
Organism: Arctia plantaginis
Lineage: Eukaryota; Metazoa; Arthropoda; Insecta; Lepidoptera; Erebidae
Source: the annotation of a GenBank genome assembly